AUGCAGUCGCUACCAGAUGCACGAUCGCAAAGCUUCGAGGAGCUCUAUGGCCCCCCGGAGAACUUCCUGGAGAUCGAGUUGUCGCGUGCACAGGUUAGAAACCCAAUGACACAUGGUGUCGGCCGUGGCAUGUACACAACCUACGAAAUCGUAAUGCGAACCAACAUUCCCGCCUUCAAGCUCAAGUCGUCGACGGUGCGCCGCCGAUACAGCGAAUUCGAAGCUUUCCGCGAUAUUCUCGAGCGCGAGUCGGCGCGCGUUACAAUACCACCGCUGCCGGGCAAGGUCCUUACGAAUCGCUUCUCCGACGACGUGAUUGAACACCGACGGGAAGGGCUACAGCGAUUCCUACAGAUUGUAGUUGGCCAUCCGUUAUUGCAGACCGGCAGCAAGGUCUUGGCGGCGUUCGUCCAGGAUCCCAACUGGGACAGACAUGCGUGGUAG
Molecule: messenger RNA, 444 nt
Organism: Alternaria atra
Lineage: Eukaryota; Fungi; Ascomycota; Dothideomycetes; Pleosporales; Pleosporaceae
Exons: 4
Coding region: 1-444 (147 amino acids)
Biological process (GO): endocytic recycling; late endosome to Golgi transport
Cellular component (GO): early endosome membrane; retromer complex
Molecular function (GO): phosphatidylinositol-3-phosphate binding
Source: RefSeq, a predicted model, not a curated record